Molecule: messenger RNA, 3038 nt
Organism: Elephantulus edwardii (Cape elephant shrew)
Lineage: Eukaryota; Metazoa; Chordata; Mammalia; Macroscelidea; Macroscelididae
Gene: RARB
Product: retinoic acid receptor, beta
Exons: 8
Coding region: 406-1752 (448 amino acids)
Biological process (GO): retinoic acid receptor signaling pathway; regulation of transcription by RNA polymerase II; cellular response to corticotropin-releasing hormone stimulus
Cellular component (GO): transcription regulator complex; nucleus
Molecular function (GO): nuclear glucocorticoid receptor binding; RNA polymerase II cis-regulatory region sequence-specific DNA binding; nuclear receptor activity
Source: RefSeq, a predicted model, not a curated record
AGCCGAUCGAGGACUGGGAUGCGGCGGACGCGGGCGAGCCGGGCAGGGGCCGUCUGGGCACCGUCGGGGUAGCGCCCGGAGCGCCAUCGGGAGCCUUUUGGUGGACGCGGACUUGGAAGGACAACUUGGGACCCUUCUGGGAACCCCCUCCACCCCCCUUCUCCCCCUCUCCGCCCCGGCUGGAUUUGGCCGAGCAAGCCUGGAAAAUGGUAAAUGAUCAUUUGGAUCAAUUACAGGCUUUUAGCUGGCUUGUCUGUCAUAAUUCAUGAUUCGGGGCUGGGAAAAAGACCAACAGCCUACGUGCCAAAAAGGGGGCAGAGUUUGAUGGAGUUGGGUGGACUUUUCCCUGCCGUUUGCCUCCGCACCUAGAAGGAUACGCGCUUCUGCAGACGGUGCAGGGAGAUCAUGUUUGACUGUAUGGAUGUUUUGUCACUGAGUCCCGGGCAGAUCCUGGAUUUCUACACUGCAAGCCCGUCCUCCUGCAUGCUCCAGGAGAAAGCCUUCAAAGCAUGCUUCGGUGGACUGGCCCCGACCGAGUGGCAGCACCGGCACACUGCGCAAUCGAUUGAGACGCAGAGCACCAGCUCUGAGGAGCUCCUGCCCAGCCCGCCGUCUCCUCUUCCUCCCCCUCGAGUUUACAAGCCCUGCUUCGUCUGCCAGGACAAGUCGUCCGGGUAUCACUAUGGGGUCAGCGCCUGUGAGGGGUGUAAAGGAUUUUUCCGUAGAAGUAUUCAGAAGAACAUGAUUUACACUUGUCACCGAGAUAAGAACUGUGUUAUUAAUAAAGUCACCAGGAAUCGAUGCCAGUACUGUCGGCUCCAGAAAUGCUUUGAAGUGGGAAUGUCCAAAGAGUCUGUCAGGAAUGACAGGAACAAGAAGAAGAAGGAGCCUUCGAAGCAGGAAAGCCCGGAAAGCUACGAGAUGACAGCGGAGCUGGACGACCUCACAGAGACCAUCCGCAAAGCCCACCAGGAAACCUUCCCCUCGCUCUGCCAGCUGGGCAAAUACACCACGAACUCCAGUGCUGACCAUCGAGUCCGGCUGGACCUGGGCCUCUGGGACAAAUUCAGUGAACUGGCCACCAAGUGCAUUAUUAAAAUCGUGGAGUUUGCGAAGCGUCUCCCGGGCUUCACUGGCUUGACCAUCGCAGACCAAAUCACCUUGCUGAAGGCUGCCUGCCUGGACAUCCUGAUUCUCAGAAUCUGCACCAGGUACACCCCAGAACAGGACACCAUGACCUUCUCCGAUGGCCUUACCCUAAAUCGAACUCAGAUGCACAAUGCUGGAUUUGGUCCACUCACCGACCUCGUGUUCACCUUUGCCAACCAGCUCCUGCCUUUGGAAAUGGACGACACCGAGACGGGCCUUCUCAGUGCCAUCUGCUUGAUCUGCGGAGACCGUCAGGACCUUGAGGAACCAACGAAAGUAGAUAAGUUACAAGAACCACUGCUGGAAGCACUAAAAAUUUAUAUCAGAAAGAGACGGCCCAGCAAACCUCACAUGUUCCCAAAGAUCUUAAUGAAAAUCACAGAUCUACGCAGCAUCAGUGCUAAAGGUGCAGAACGUGUAAUUACCUUGAAAAUGGAGAUUCCUGGAUCAAUGCCGCCUCUCAUUCAGGAAAUGCUGGAGAAUUCGGAAGGACAUGAACCCUUGACCCCAAGUUCCAGUGGGAAUACCACAGAGCACAGCCCCAGCAUCUCGUCCAGCUCAGUGGACAACAGUGGGGUCGGCCAGUCCCCGCUGGUGCAAUGAGACACAGUCCAGCCGCUUCAGACAUUCCCCGGGACCUGCAGGUCCAGGACUUCAAAUGUAAGGAAAACCGUUUUACUGCUGCUUAGUCUGGGACUGAAAAUAUAUUCAACUCAAGAAGGACCAAGACGUUUUCAUAUGUAUCAACGUAUAUACUCCUCACUGUCUAAUUUACCUAGAAAGAUGAACUUUUUAAAAUUCGAAAGAUCAGCCAUUUCAUGCAACCAAAACUAGUUAAAAAGCUUCUAUUUUCCUCUUUGAACACUCAAGAUUGCAUGACACAGACCCCGUUCUAAGUGAUUUCCGCCCUGGUUGAGUUUCUGAAGACUCUGUACAUACAGAUGUAUGGCUCUGUUCUUUCUCUCCUCUACGUUUGGUGCUUUCCUUCUGUCUUGCAUAUUCAAAAUAACCGAGCCACCGAGGUCACGAGAGAGGCUACUGUACAUGUCCGGCUAAGAGAGCGUCACAAAGAUGCAGUCCUCUUUCACAGAAUCAUCACGACGCACAGGUGAGGAGGCGAUGGACCGCUGUGCAGUGUGACAGUGAGGCGAAAGGGAUUCUCUGUUAGGAUGGAAGCUUGUCUUUACUCUUUCUGAUGCUUCUCAAGCUGCAUCUUUUAUUUCAUGUUGCCCAGUAAAAGUAUACAAAUUCACUGCACUAGCAGAAGAGGCUUCUGUAAUCAGUGUAACUGCCAGUUCAGUUAACCAGAUGUCAUUUGUUCAACUGUUAAUGUCACUUUAAAUUAAAAGUGGUUUAUUACUUGUUUAAUGACGUGACUACACACAGAAAGAGGGGGGGAUGAAAAAAAAAUUACAUUUUUACCGUAAAGGUAGCCUCCAAGGCAGCGACACUGUUCAGUGUUAAUACGUUGUUGUUUACCUGUUCACAAGCCAUUAGGGAAUUUCGUGGGAUAAUCUGCGGGCUGGUCGGCCACCUGAACUGUGUAACGCUAGUGUCCUUCCUGCCUCAUUGUGAGGGGGAAGUCUGUUCCCAGCCUUCCUGAGGCCCAGGCGCCCACGGGCACGGCCGGGGCAGCGGAUCUGCCGCCUCUGUUCAGUCAUGAGGCAGCAGAGUGCAGACCGCGGUCGAGUGGUUAACAGAUACCAGUGUUGGUUUUAGUUCUCAUUUAAGCACUAGUGGAUUUUUUUUUAUAUAUUAGCAAGUCUGUGAUGUACUUCACUGGCUCUGUUUGUACAUGGAGAUUGUUUGACAAUGCUUUCUAUGUUCAUAUACUGUUUACCUUUUUUCCAUGGAGUUCUCCUGGCAAAGAAUAAAAUAUAUUUAUUUUA